AUGUCGGAGGAGGUGCAAGAUGUUGGUAUUCUUCGUCUGCCUUCAGAGAUUCAAUCAGGAAUCUUGGUGCACUUGGACACCCCAGAUUUACUUCAGUUGUCCGUCGUUUCAAAGCAUUUCCGCGACCUAGCCGCCGAAGAGCUAUAUCGAACCUUUCAUAUUGUCUUUCCAGAUCUCGAUGACCAAGAUGAAUCAAUCAUCGAUAGUCUUGCAUCCGGGUUGGACACAUUCGUUACGAGCGACUAUGAUUAUUCGAAAUAUCUGAGACAUAUUAUUUUGGAACCUUUGAAUGGGAGUUUGAAGGGGCAACUAUCAUAUCGUUCUUAUCUAUAUGAUACUAGUUGUGGAAAAUUCAUGAACACGCUCCUCCUCUUGACUUUACGGAAAGCUAAAGCUCUUGAGGCAUUCAAGUGGGACCUUCGUGUGCAGUUGAGUGGCCAGGUAUUUAAAGAAUUACACCGUAUAAGCUCUCUACAACAUUUACAUGUUCGAAUGCCAGCUGUACAGCCCUCCGUCACCAAUGCGAAUCCAUCUUUGACCUACAACGUUUCAACGCCUAUUGUCAUUCCAGUUUUUCAAACAACCCAAACUGACUCUGCAGUUUAUGAUAUUACAUCCCAUCCAUACUCAUCUUUCACUGCGAAUAAAUCUAAACAAAAUGGUGGAAAAGGUCAUACUUCAAUUGUGAAUGGGAAAUCUCCAACAUUUUCAGGCUUUAAAAACUUGCAAAGUCUGACAAUUCUUGAUAUGGACAACUUGGACGAUCUAUCUGAAAUUGGGGAAUGUUUACGGAACUCAUCAACAACUCUCAAUUCCCUCAAGUUGUCAUUCUCAGAAGUCUUUGCUUCUAGAUCUAAGAAACCACCUGUGUCAGUUCCUGCCGAAGAUGACGAUGAAACUGAAACCGAGGAUGAAUUUGGUCAAUUAACAUCACUUCCUAAUCCCUUUUCGGUGGCAUCCGAUCCAUUGAAAGGAACUACGGUCACAGAGGAAAAAAAAGCACAGGAAGCUGCGUUGGGAAAGAUGUUUAGUAUCGAUUCCAAUUCAAAAGGCAAUACGGAAACGGGUCAAAAGGAAGAUGAUUCAGAGAUUGAAGUUGAGGGAAAGAAGGAAAAGUCUGCUUCUUUGGCUGCCUUUGUAAAAUUGAUGCAAAAAUCGGCAAAACUCAUUGCUGAAUUCGCAAUUUCCGACGCGGAAAGGGAACGACUUGUCGAGAAAUUGAUCAAGAAGAGUACACAGGCUUACAUUGACGGCUUGAAAAAUGGGGUUGAAUCUUCUGAUAAAUCGGGGGCUAGUAAUGUGGAAGGCAACAACGCGGAGAGUAGCAACACACCGGCCGUUACUACAAAUGAAAAUGUUGAAAAGGAUGCCAAUGUGGAGAGUACUGAUUCAUCAGCUACGACGACUCCUGGAGAGGAAGAAGCUACAGAUGAUACCGAAUCUGAUGAUCAACCUAGUCUAUUUGACGAAUCUAGAACGCCAACACAAGCACCUAAAUCCAAAGAGAUUAUAGAUCCAGACGAUAUCGAUAUAGAAGAGCCUGAAUCAAAAGAGCUUACGAUAGAUUCCGAGACCGCUGAGGAUGUUGCUACUGAGCCCGAGACGAAUUCCGAAUUGGGAGAUGAUUCUGCUGAGAAAGUUGAACAAUCUCUCAAAGCAGUCGAGACAAGUAGCAAAAAAGAGGGAAAGGAGAUUGAGGCUCCUGCUGUCAAUUUCGACAAGGAGAUGAAAGAUUACGUUCGGAAAAGUCGUGGUCUUGCCCUCGAAGAUUUGUCACUCUACAACAUACCCAUGAAAAAUUCCGUCAUCUCAAAAGCCAUUGACAUUAGAGUUUUGAAAAGCAUCACUCUACUAAGUGUUGGAUCUCAAACAGCGUUUUGGCAUAUGGUAGCACGCGAGAAUAAAGUCGCUCCUCUCCCACUUCAUGUGAUUUACACCGAUACUGUCACCGUACAUUUCCUCGAAGCUGCUGGUCAACUUUCCAAAAUAACCGAACUUUGUUUGCUCGAACGAUCUAACAGAACUAAAGUCGAUACUGAGUCUAAAAUUAUAGUAACGAUUGAACAAAUCAGAAAAUUGGUUCUUAGGAAACAUGCUUCACAUUUAAAGGUUUUGUCGUUGCAUCAGGAGGGGAUCCCUCGUCAACAGAGUCCUUUUGCGUGGGAUUUGGAUGCUAAGACGACGAUUUUACUUUGUAGGAAGGGGAAGAACUUGGAAGAAUUGGCGGCCUCUUUUGAUGUCAAUAUUUUGCACAUAAUCAAUCAAAACCUUUCUGCACUCCCAUCCCUUCGCGCUCUUCACGCAAUUGAAUUCCGCUCAGAAGAUACAUGUAUGUUAGUUCGAAACGAACUACGAAAAUUCACCAUGGAUAGCGUGGCUCAUAACCCAGAGUGUAAACUGGAGUAUCUGGCUUUCAAAGGAAGCGUGAGUAAGAUUGAGAGAAUCAAGAAGAAGGCGAAGCGAGAGAUACUGAGCUUUGUGGAAAUGUAUAAACAGGGUUUGAAGGGGUUGGGGGUGGGGAGUGAUAGCGAAAGUGAUAGUGAGAGUGAGAGGCUGUUUUUGGGUGGUGAUGGUUUGUGUAGAGGAUUGAAGGUGCAGAGUUUGGAUGGUUUGAUGUUUCAUGAUAUUCCCGGGGUGAGGAUCUUUGAGAAGGAUGUUCUUUGGAAGAGACUUUAG
Botrytis fragariae is the source of this 2676-nucleotide messenger RNA. RefSeq names its product putative f-box domain-containing protein. Bases 1 to 2676 code for a protein of 891 amino acids. The transcript is spliced from 4 exons. The record is from RefSeq and is a predicted model, not a curated record. Lineage: Eukaryota; Fungi; Ascomycota; Leotiomycetes; Helotiales; Sclerotiniaceae. Gene Ontology annotation, molecular function: protein binding.